CUCAGCGGAAGGAGACGUUUAGAAGCUGGCCUGUGUUUCUCCUCAACGCCAUCAUGCAAGGUCUCCUGAGACUGGCCCUCUUUUCUCUGCUUCUACCUCCAGCUUCUUUCUUAGAAUGCGAGACUUGCUCAGCUACCAGCAACAACUGCACAGGCGGUUCGGAGAGUUGUGAAGAUGACCAAGAUAGUUGUGCUAUCAGUUUGACUGUAGUUUCAAAAGGUGGAAAAAUAUACCCAGCUGUAGAAAAAGGCUGCUAUUCCUCCUACAACUGUUCAGCUGGGUGGAUAUGGGUCACCUUUGGUCGACAGGAAUUUAUAAGGAAAAGUGUCAGCUGUUGCCUAGCGAAUGACUGCUCUUCAGCUUUUUCUCAAUUGCCGCCACCAAGGAACACCACAGCCAACGGAAAGCGAUGCCCAGCCUGCUAUGCUGCACCAAAGGAAUGCUCUACUGCAGUAGUAAAUUGUACUGGAUCUGAUAACUACUGCCUGGAUAUGAUGAUGUACCAAUUUGGAGAAAAGGUUGUCAACCUGAAGGGCUGCACGAUGGAGUCGACCUGUGCUGAAUUACAAACUGGCCAAAGGACCUUCCUCGGGGUUGGUGAAAACAUUGAUUGUAGACCUGCCAGUCAAAGCUCGUCUCUCUCUGGAUCCUUUCUCCUUUGUCUUCUGCUGAUGACAGACUUUUUGUAAUGUCCACCUCCCACCCCUCGCAGCAACUAUUUAUGGAACCAUAUUUCAUUCACAUUCCCAGGAGGAAGCCAUAAUGUGCAAAAAGUCCAGAUUUGGUCCUUCACGAUCUUCUGGAAAGCUCCAGGCCACCUCAGCAUGUUGUCUUCCUCCCCCAUCUUACUGCUCCCAUAUUGAACAACUCCUAUGUGUUGCUCGUUAUCAUGAGCCCAUAAAAAUCAACUUUGUGGGAUCAGACCAGAAGCCUUAGCUAGUCAAACAUUUUCUUUCCCAACAUGGGCAACCCAACACUUUCAGGAAGUCUGUGUAAAGGAUAUGAGGGGAAUAACACCCUUUUCCUAUUGUUCCUGAAUGACUGGUACUGGGGAAUCUGAUGUUUGUGGACUUAAUCUUCUUCUUCUGGAUCUGGAGAGAUGGACCUGGCUAAGCUCCGUUCUUUGACAGUAGAAAAUACUUCAUUGACGGGUCCAUAAAUGAAACACCAGGACUGUGUGUGCUUUGCCUUACUGAAGACUAGAGACGUGAAGAGCACUCACCAAAUUCCUCAAUGUCCUCAGUUUAGGUAGCCUGAAGAAGACAAAAUCCCUGAAUUUUCAAUCCCCAUGUAUUUGUAUACCAAAAGUCUUUUUCAGGGGACAACAGGUUUCUCAUCUAGAUCUCUACAGUUUGUGUAAAUACCUGUGUACAAGACUGGUGUAAAUUCCCUCUGAAAAGCAAAACGAACAUGCGACAAGGAAGGUGAGUCUUCAAAAGUAUGUCAAAAAUUCACCCCUCCAAUGUUUCUGAGUCUUAAAUAUCCAUGGAAAGAAGAA
Messenger RNA from Pogona vitticeps (central bearded dragon), 1498 nucleotides. RefSeq names its product phospholipase A2 inhibitor and Ly6/PLAUR domain-containing protein. The record is from RefSeq and is a predicted model, not a curated record. Gene Ontology annotation, cellular component: extracellular region. NCBI's taxonomy places the organism in Eukaryota, Metazoa, Chordata, Lepidosauria, Squamata, Agamidae. Gene Ontology annotation, molecular function: phospholipase inhibitor activity.